Phlebotomus papatasi is the source of this 969-nucleotide messenger RNA. RefSeq lists its product as uncharacterized. The record is from RefSeq and is a predicted model, not a curated record. NCBI's taxonomy places the organism in Eukaryota, Metazoa, Arthropoda, Insecta, Diptera, Psychodidae. The transcript is spliced from 4 exons. The coding region runs from base 277 to 855 and encodes 192 amino acids.
UCCACACACUCAGUCCACUGAGUCUACUCAGUCCACUCAGUGAGCACUGAUACCAUCCAUGUACGGAAUUUAAGUCGAGAAAUUAAUCCUUAGUCACUCUCACUGAGGGCUUUAUUAUGCUGUGACAGUGUCUUGAGUAUUCUCCACAAACCCACCACUGCACUACAAGUAUACUGGAGAUGAUAUUUGCGUAAUAAUUUUUUGCAUCAGAGGGAAAUUAUUUUCACGGUGGCGGAAAAUUCGCAAGUACUACACUAAAAAAAAAAAAAUAAAAAGAUGAAUUUCAAGCAGAUUGCAUUCACUCUGGUGAUUUUUGGUUUUAAUCUCUUCUACAUAUCUGACGGAAAAAGGUCCCUUUACGACUUAAGAAUGGAUAGUGUAAAUUGUACCGAUAGUGGAUUAUAUGGGAAAAUGGAUUGUGGAGUUGAUGUGAUCAACUCUACAGUCUCACACAUCCAAUUGAACUUCACAGCUAUCAAGGAUUUUCAUCCCAUGGUAAGGAUUGCAUUUUUCUACCGCUACACCACAUACCGUAGUUUCCUUCUGGACGUUAACGAAGACUUCUGUGCCUUCAUCCGUGAAGACCAACCAGCCAGAGUGACUAAUUACUUCUGGCCAACUCUCAAGGAUGCCUCAAACUUUGCCGAAGGAUGCCCAUUCCAAAAGGAUCAUAUAUAUUACAUUAAGGAUUACGCCAUGGACAUGUCAUCAUUUCCACCAAUUUUACCAACCGGAGAUUAUCGUGUUGACAUUGAACUUAAAGAACGAUCCGAUGAUUCACCUAUAGCCCUUGUGCAAAUUUUCGCCUUCAUCAAAAGAAAGUCAAUUGCUGAACUUAUUUGGAGUAAGGAUUAAUAUUGCACAGAUUCAAAAGGACCUCUGAUGCCUCCCAAUUCACUGUCAACUAAAUUUCAUAUGGAUGAUUUUGUCAUACUGUUAGCAAUGAAAUAAAUUCUAUAUUUUGCAAAU